This is a messenger RNA of Monodelphis domestica (gray short-tailed opossum), 2969 nucleotides long. It is a transcript of the gene WNT11, whose product is annotated as Wnt family member 11. Gene Ontology annotation, molecular function: frizzled binding; cytokine activity. Gene Ontology annotation, biological process: neuron differentiation; canonical Wnt signaling pathway; multicellular organism development. Gene Ontology annotation, cellular component: extracellular region. The record is from RefSeq and is a predicted model, not a curated record. NCBI's taxonomy places the organism in Eukaryota, Metazoa, Chordata, Mammalia, Didelphimorphia, Didelphidae.
CACGCACACACACGCACGCACACACUGCUCCCUCCUUUGGGACUCCGCUUGGGGAUCAAACGGACUGGAGUCGGGUCGGGCCGGGGAAGCCUGGGGCCCGCUUUGUUAUGUUAAUCCACUCUGACAUCACCCGACGAUCAAAGCUGCCAGAGCUUCUUAUAAGCAGGUUCCUAGGCACGCGGAGGAGUCAGAAACUGCGGAGAAGGGCCGGAGACCUGACGAGCGACGGCUCAGUGUGGGGCGAGCGGCGAAGAGCCCAGGCUGGGAGGAGGCGCAGCCGCGGUGACCCCCACCCCCACUCCCACUCUCCCGCCCGCUCUCACCUCCAGCCCUCUCCUCCUCGCGUUAACUUGCCGAGCCUCUCUUGGCCUGGCCAGAGCGGUAGUUCCCGCUACCUGCCCGGGAGACUCCCUCCGCCCUCUCCCUCCCGCGCCCUGGAGCUGUCUACACCACUGGCUCUGAGGCGCGGGCGGGGAUAAAGAGCCCUUUUUGCCUGUGGCCCUGGAGGGGCGCUGCGUCGGAGGCGGGGGCCGGAGGCCGGUGGCCAACACUCCUGUUGUGGGACAUUACAGUCACUGGCUAAACUGAGGAGAAAGGUUUUCUUGCGGACCGAAGAAGAGCAGCCCAGCCGGAGAGCGGGUAUUCGAGCGGGAAGGAGAGCCUUAGGGGAAAGCUUCCCUCUCUCCCUCCGGGGAGAAGCGCUUGACCCCGGAGCACUGGGGGCCGUGGAAAAUGAAGGCGAAGGUGCAGUUCCUUUGGACGGUUUUCCUGUCUCUGAUUUUGCAGACCGGCCUUGGCUACGCUAUCAAAUGGCUUGCCCUGUCCAAGACACCCUCGGUACUGGCGCUGAACCAGACUCAGCACUGCAAACAGCUGGAAGGACUGGUGUCCUCCCAGGUCCAGCUAUGCCGGAGCAAUUUGGAGCUGAUGCAAACCAUCGUGCAGGCCGCCAGGGAGGCUAUGAAGACCUGCCGGAAGGCCUUCUCCGACAUGCGGUGGAACUGCUCCUCCAUCGAGCGUGCCCCCAACUACCUGCUGGACUUGGAAAGAGGGACGAGGGAGUCGGCCUUCGUGUACGCCCUCUCGGCCGCGGCCAUCAGCCACACCAUCGCCAGGGCCUGCACCACCGGGGACCUGCCUGGCUGUUCCUGCGGCCCCGUCCCAGGUGAGACACCUGGGCCCGGGUACCGAUGGGGAGGAUGUGCAGACAACCUCAACUACGGUCUCCUCAUGGGGGCCAAAUUUUCAGACGCUCCCAUGAAGGUGAAAAAAACAGGAUCCCAGGCCAAUAAGCUGAUGCACCUUCACAACAGCGAAGUAGGGAGACAGGCCCUGAGAGCAUCCCUAGAGAUGAAGUGUAAAUGCCAUGGGGUCUCUGGCUCUUGCUCUAUCAAAACCUGCUGGAAGGGGCUGCAGGAGCUUCGAGAUGUGGCCCAGGACCUCAAGACCAAAUACCUGUCAGCCACCAAGGUGAUGUAUCGACCCAUGGGCAACCGAAAGCACCUGGUGCCCAAGGACCUGGACAUUCGGCCCGUCCAGGACACAGAGCUGAUCUACCUGCAGAGCUCUCCUGACUUCUGCAUGAAGAACGAGAAAGUGGGCUCCCACGGGACGCAGGACAGACAGUGCAAUAAGACAUCCAACGGCAGCGACAGCUGUGACCUCAUGUGCUGCGGCCGGGGCUAUAAUCCGUACAUGGACAAAGUGGUGGAAAGAUGUCACUGCAAAUACCACUGGUGCUGCUACGUGACCUGCAAGAAAUGUGAGAGGAUCGUGGAGCGGUACGUCUGCAAGUGAAGCUGGCAGCUGCCCGCCUGCCCACCUGGGCCCUGGUCUUGGCCUCAGGGCGGGAGAGGUCCCGAGGAGCCGAGCCCUGGCCUUCUCACAUUCCUUCUUCCUUCAUCCCUCCCGCAUCCUGCCCCGAUGCCAGACUUCCAAGGAAUUAAACAACGGAAUUGGCAGGUGGGAUGAGGGGGAGAUAAUGUUCAAAAGGAGACGACCAGGACCUACCGAGAAGGAAAGCCAAACAGACUCCUGUGCAUUAUUUUUUAUUAUUGUCAUCGAUGGUGCCAUCCACCUUUUCUUUUUCCUUUUGUGCCUUGAGGAAGACCCCUGGGAUUGGAAGGCUGGACUGGGCCUCCGAGCCUUCUAAGUCGCAUUUGCCUACUACUGGUAGGAAACAGAGGUGGGGAGAAGAUAGAGACUCUCAGAAGCCCUGAGGUCAGGGUGUCCACUUCCGCCGUCUACUCGUCUUCUAGGGCCUGGGUGGAAUGUCAACGUCAUUGGCCUGGGAGGAGCAGCAGCAAAGAGAACUAAGAGGAUCCGUGGGGAGGAGGAGGAUGACAAAACACAGACUCCAAAUGACCCCAGAAUUGGAGUCUCUUCCCCCCGCAUCAUCCUCGAGAGGGAGAGAGGGACAUGGGGACGGUCAGUGUCUGGCCAGAGAGAAAACUAAGGACAAAGCCAGGGAGGACCACUCAGAACUCCAGCUCCUGGAGGAAGGCCCACUCUUUUUUUUUUCCCACGGGUGUAUUUGCCGAAGAUAAAACCUAAAGUUAUCCAAGCAAGAACCCUACUCCCUCUCCAUCGCUGGUGUUGAGGACAACAGAGGCUGGAAGGACUCGGCUGUGUGCAUGGGGUGGGGAAGGGAGAAAGCGGGGCACAGGGGGUGCUCCCUGAUUCCAGAAUCCCCUUCUUCUGCCCCAAAUGGAGACUCCAUCCAAAGCCAAGAAAGCGUCCAGGCCAUCGAGCAAAUGGACCCACUCAUGGGGGGGGAGACACGUUCUCCCCCACUCUGAAAGGCGGAACAUACAGAAAUAUUUAUAAAAGUAUAGCCCGUGUUGUGGAUUGUUUGCCCUCUAUUCCUCCUUACAUAUAAAUAUAUAAAUAUAUGAAUAUAUGAUCUAUAUAUUUUAAACAGCGGUAUGAAAUAAAUGCUGUGGUGGUAUUCCAAAGCCUUCCAGACCCCA